Bombus impatiens (common eastern bumble bee) is the source of this 1536-nucleotide messenger RNA. RefSeq names its product arrestin domain-containing protein 3-like. Bases 110 to 1330 code for a protein of 406 amino acids. Gene Ontology annotation, biological process: protein transport. The transcript has 8 exons. NCBI's taxonomy places the organism in Eukaryota, Metazoa, Arthropoda, Insecta, Hymenoptera, Apidae. The record is from RefSeq and is a predicted model, not a curated record. Gene Ontology annotation, cellular component: cytoplasm.
AUGUGUGAUUUAUAAACUGUGCUGCGUGAAAGUUGACGAUUUUAGUUUCUUACACGAGAAAGAAAAUUUGGAACUGUGAAUCACCAGUACUGGACGUUCCUUAUACAAUAUGGCGUCUUUGAAGCAAUUUUGCAUAGUAUUCAACAAAUCAAGCGCCACAUAUGAACCCGGUGAAAUUGUCACCGGAAGAAUUAUCAUAGACGCGACAAAAGAGAAGCAUGUUAAAGGAUUAUAUUUCACUGUAAACGGAUCAGCAUUUGUUCAUUGGUUGGAAAAUGAUGCAAUAGAUGAUAUAAGGUCGCACAGCUUUUCAGGCAAAGAGGAAUACUUCAAUUUCAAGCAUAACAUACUUGGUAUUUCAGCAAGCCAGACAGGGCAUACAAUCUCCCACGGGCGUACCGAGUAUUCGUUUAGCUUCCGAUUGCCCUGUGACAUACCAUGCAGCUUUGAACAUGACACUGGGUACGUAAGAUACACGAUGAAAGUCGUUCUCGAAAGAGCAUUUAAGUUCAAUCACGAGUGCAAAGCAGCGUUCAGCGUAGUUUCGCGUUUCGACUUGAACCUUUAUCGUGAAAAAUGCUUUGCAAUCCACGAUGAAACGAACAAGAAUUUCAAUUGCUUGUGCUGGGUCGGGCAAGGCUCGAUAAGUUUACAAAUCAUGGUGCCUUGCACUGGAUACGUACCAGGGCAAAUAAUAACUACAACGAUACAUUACACGAGUACCCCGGAUAUACCGAUUAGGAAACUGAGCACAAAAUUAUUACGAACAGCCCAUUUUCGCACGCUAAGUAAUACAAUGGUUCAUAAAAAAGUAUUAAAAAAAAAUAGGCAUAUGCCACCAUUUCCGACACAUGGCCGCAUUACAUCGGAGAUUUUAGUACCACCAAUAGCACCUUCUGAUCUUCAAUAUUGUAGCAUAAUAGAUUUAGAGUACGAGGUGAUCGUCACUGUUCACAUUUCGGGACCGUAUUCUAAAAUGAAGAGACAUUACCCUGUUCUAAUCGGAACGAUACCGUUAUAUCGUCCAGCUUUGACACUUCUGCAUAGGGGCGUAGCCUCUUCCACUCCACUUGUAGCACAGCCGGCUGUAGUGACAACAUCGACGCCAGGACCAUCAAGUGCAUCAAAUAGUCCGUUACAAGAUCGAAUUACCGCUUCUACGGCUUACCUGGAUAUACCACCACCAUCCUACGAAGUAGGUUCGUCUGAAACUCCAGACAUUAGAGAUAUACAUGAAUCGGAAUUCGUAUUCGGUGCGAAUAUUCCUUUUUCGCCUAAGUAUCCUGUAUACAACUAUCCAGCACCAAGGUUACCCAAUGAAAGAUUAUAGGAACUGAGAGUUGAUUAUCUGGGUGCCUAAUUCGUUCGAAACAUAACAAUAUUCACCAACAGGUGAAAAGCUACGUUGAAGUUUCUAUAUAUGUUUUGACACAAUUUAUUAACUGACUUUAACUAUUUUAUAUGUAUGAUUAUAUACGCAUUUGAACUCUGUUCACAAGCAUAUAAAUAUACUUUUCAUGUCAAAAAAAAGUGUAC